Molecule: messenger RNA, 1856 nt
Organism: Phyllotreta striolata
Lineage: Eukaryota; Metazoa; Arthropoda; Insecta; Coleoptera; Chrysomelidae
Source: the annotation of a GenBank genome assembly
CCCGCCCGACAAUGAACCAGCGCUCCCCCGUCGCUUGAACGAUGGCCCUCCUCAACUACACCGCUCCCUUUUUGGGCGCCCCCAGCCCGCCGGCCCCGAGCUACUACCAGCCGCCGGCCCACUACGACGCCUACCAGACCCACCAGCAGGGCUACUCCUAUCCGCCGCCGCAGAAGCCCUUCCUGGCCGAGGAGUAUCCCGCGUACCAGCGCAGCCCGCCCGGCCGGCAGGAGCACCGGCACCCGGGGCGCGACUUCCGCGGCCGCCCGGGCUACGACCAGGACCGCCGCGGCCACGACGGCUACAAUAGAGUGAGAAACGGCGGGACUAAGAGUAGAGUGCCGGUGGAUUACGACUACGAGGAAGAGGUGGAGGAGAAGGGCCGUCGCAUCCCCGUGACGCCCAUACAGGGGCCCAUUUAUAUCAAAAACGGGAGCAUACCGGUGGUGCCGCUCUACUCGUAUCCAGUUUUGAGUAACGGGACGUUCGUGCAAAUACCCAUAUUAUGGACAGCAUUAUCUGUAGCAUUAGGAUUAGAAUUAAAAGGCGGUUACAUCCGCGGAGUUCCUUGCAUAAUACGCGAUCUACAACUCUAUUGUCCCACCGCAGGAAACUCCUAUCCACUGGAUCGCAUCGAGUCGUUCAUCGACGAGAACAAGGCCCUGAUGAAGCGGAUGUACGGGGAAUUCGACAUGCCCUACUACGACGACUCCUACGGCCAGGAGGGCUCCUACGGCCCGGGCGAGGGCCGCAGGAAGCGGUCGGCCAAGCCGGGCGUGCCGGACCUGCACACCGACCCCGGUCCGGACCCCGUCCACAGCUUCGAGAAGCUCUUCUCCAAGAACCGCAGCCCCCGGCAGAACUUCAGGAAUAACCAAAGCUCCGAGAGCGGCCGGAUCGACUCCUGCGAGAGCAAAAUCGAAAUAGUGACGCCGUUCUGGGCGUCGAACUCAGCGGGGAAAAUCCGUGCCAUAGUGAACACGCAACAUUUCGAGCAGGCUAUACACCAGGAAGUGUGCGCGAGACAAUCGACCAAGCGGUGUCAAAACGACUGCGGCUGUGAACAGAAAUACAAAUGGCAUCGGCUUCUCGCCUACGAUCCUCAGAACGACUGCAGAGGCAUCUUCAUGGACUGGUUUCUUUUUCCUUCCUGCUGCGUCUGCAGGUGCGCGCCGUAAACCAAAAUUCCUUCCUACCAUUUCUACUUACUUCAGUUUAAGACGGUAAUUUUGCCCUAAUUACUCGAUUAAACUGAACUCUCUGUUUAUUAGGGUAUUGUAACGAUUGAGGAAAAGUUAUAGCUGUUAUAGCGUGUUUUUUCCUAUAAAAAUUAGAAUUAAUUGUAGAUGAAUUAGAUGAUACAACUUGGGUAAUUGCAAUGCUAGCGAAUUUAGUCUUCAGUGUGACUGAUAACUAUGCUGUAGAUGUAUAUUGUAAUUUCUCGUUUUAGUUGGUACUAAAAUUUAAUCUUUUGUUGUUGGAGUCAUGUAGGUAAAUAAUGGUGUUGAUUAAUGACAAGAGAUUAAAUUGUUAUUCGCCACGAAUAUUCUACUCCUACAUUAUUUUAAUAGUUUUAUGUAAGUACAGUAAUUAUUUCUUUGUGUUUGCUAUCAUAAAGCAAUCUUUAAUUACGUGAGUGUGUUGGGUUGAAUGUUAUUUAGGAAUGUGUGCAAUAAAUUUUUUUUGGAAAAUUUGUAAUUUUUAUAUUUCUAAAUUUGUUAAUGAUUGAUCAAAAUAUCGCUGCCAUUUUUUAAUGUAAGUUUGUAGUUUUAAUAAGUUUUAUGUUUUUCUUAUAGAUAUAUAUGUAUUUCCUUUUUACCAUUCUUCUGUAUUAAAUAUUAAAUGUUAGUUGAGAA